AUGCCCAGGAGAGGAGCUCUUCCCCCGUGGACCCUCCUGGUGCUGCUGCAGCUGGCACUUGUCCCAUCACCACUGACACGCUGCCUCCUCAGCCUGCCCUGCUUGGAGGUCAUCCCUAACACAACUUUCAGAUGCACAGGACUGAACAUCUCUGGAGUUACUGCUGAAGUCCCAAAUACAACCCAGAACCUGGAUCUGAGUUUUAGCAAUCUGGAAUCACUCUGGUCAAAUUAUUUUUCAGCAGUCCCUGAACUGCAGCUUCUGGAUCUUUCCAGGUGCCACCUCCAUACAAUAGAAGAUAACUCCUUUAUGGAUCUUCAUAGACUUUCCACCUUAAUUUUAACUGCCAAUUCCCUCCAGUACCUGGGGACAGCAGCCUUCAAUGGCUUAACAUCUCUGAAAAAGCUAGUACUGGUGGAAACCAACACAUCCUCUCUGAAUGACCUGCCCAUUGGACACUUGCAUACCCUGCAGGAGCUAAAUUUGGGCCACAACAACAUUGCUUCAUUGAAGCUUCCCAAGUAUUUCACCAACCUGACCUCUCUCAGGCACCUGAACUUUCGCUCUAACAAUAUCACAUACAUUUCCAAAGGAGACCUUGAUGCUCUGAGGGGAGGGAACAGGCUCAACCUUAUGCUAGUGCUUUCCCUGAAUAAUAUAAAAUGCAUAGAGCCAGGGUCCUUUGCAAAGAUUCACCUUGGGGAGCUGGUUCUAAGGUCCACAUUUGAGAACUUCAGCGUGAUGCACACUUCUCUUCUAGGCCUGAAGGAUUUACAGGUCAAUAGACUAAUAGUUGGAGAAUUCAGUGACCAGUGGAGACUGAGAGAAUUUCAGAGAGGACUCUUGAGUGGACUGUGCCAGGUACAGAUGCAAGAGUUUGUCUUAAUAUGUUUCAGAAAAUUUCGCAGUAAUACAGACACUCUUUUUAACUGCAUAAGCAACGUUUCCAGUAUUAGGUUGGUGGACCUUGGACUUGAGGUGCUAUCAGAGGUUCCUAUGUUCUCUCAAGUGAAGCAGCUGGAAUGCAAGAAAUGUGAUUUUGAUGAAGUGCCUGCUAAGAACAUUUCUCUUUUCAAGGAGCUGAGAGUGUUUCGUAUGACCAAGGGCACAUACCUCAAGAGUUUUGAGCAGAAAUUUGAGAAUUUAAGUAAGCUGGAGGUCAUAGACUUGAGUGAGAAUCGCCUCUCCUUCAAACAGUGCUGCUCCCCUCAGUUUCAAAAUUGUUCAAACUUGAAACACUUGAACCUAAGCUUCAAUUCUGCUAUCCACUUGUCUGGAGAUUUCACUAAUGUGAAGAAUUUGUUAUAUUUGGACUUACAGCACACAAAGUUAUUUGGCCCUGGCUCCUUCCCUGUCUUUCUAUCCCUUCGGAAACUCAUUUACCUUGAUAUUUCCCAUACCAAAACUCACGUUCACUCCCAGUGUACAUUCUGUGGCUUGGACUCUUUGCAAGUGCUCAAGAUGUCAGGCAACUCCUUUGAGAACAAUAAGCUGGCAAACAACUUCAAAAACCUAAGCCACCUCCACACCUUGGAUAUUUCAAGUUGCAUGUUAGUCCAGGUGGAUCGAAGCACAUUUGAUGCCCUCUCUGAACUAAAAGAGCUAAACAUCAGCAACAAUAAGCUCCUGACUUUUGAUCCUGGAGUCUACCAGCCUCUCCAAGCCCUCAGAGUCCUGGAUUUCAGUAACAAUCAGCUGACUGUUCUGUUGGACUCAGCCCUGGAAAUCCUGCCUGAGAGCCUGGUCCUGUUAGACAUCUCUCAAAACCUGUUUGACUGCUCUUGUGCACACCUAAAUUUUCUGAAAUGGGUCAAGGAAAAGCAGGAGCUACUGCAGAACAAGGAGUUGAUGAUAUGCCACACACCUGUGGACAUGAAGAAUGUCAACCUGUCAAGCUUUGACCUGUCCUCCUGCCAUGUCAAUGCAAGGAAAGUGACCUUCUUAGUGCUCGUAUUCCUCAUUGUAGCAGUGUCCCUCUUCUUGAUUUACAAGUACUACUUCCAGCUAUACUACACAUUGGUGCUGCUCAGUGGGUGCAAACACUCUGCAGAAAGAGGUGACACCUAUGAUGCCUUUGUUAUCCACUCCAGCAAAGAUCAAGAAUGGGUGAUAAAAGAGCUGGUGGAACCCUUAGAAGGGGGAACACCUCCCUUCCACCUGUGUCUGUACUACAGGGAUUUUCUACCAGGGGUACCCGUUGUCACCAAUAUUAUCCAAGAAGGUUUUCUCAGUAGCAGAAAUGUCAUUGCAGUCAUCUCUACUGACUUUCUGGAAAGUAAGUGGUGUAGCUUUGAGUUUGACAUUGCCCAGUCCUGGCAGCUUGUUGAGGGAAAGGCUGGAAUCAUCAUGAUUGUACUAGAAAAAGUAGAUAAGGCCUUGCUGAGACAGAGGCUGGGACUGUCCCGAUACCUGAGGAGGAACACCUACCUGGAGUGGAAAAACAAGGAAAUAAGUAAGCAAAUCUUCAUGAGACAGCUGACAGGAGUCUUGCUAGAGGGCAGAAAUUGGAAUCAAGAGGAGAUAAAGCUCAUGUGA
Molecule: messenger RNA, 2535 nt
Organism: Acanthisitta chloris (rifleman)
Lineage: Eukaryota; Metazoa; Chordata; Aves; Passeriformes; Acanthisittidae
Gene: TLR4
Product: toll-like receptor 4
Exons: 3
Coding region: 1-2535 (844 amino acids)
Biological process (GO): defense response to Gram-negative bacterium; toll-like receptor signaling pathway; inflammatory response
Cellular component (GO): membrane
Molecular function (GO): lipopolysaccharide binding; lipopolysaccharide immune receptor activity; protein binding
Source: RefSeq, a predicted model, not a curated record